GGUGUCGUCGAAUGCAUAGUAUCAUCUCCCAAACAGACCCGUAAAGUAAAGAAAAGAAACAAACUUUCCCUGUUGAAGCAAAUCUCAACGGUGAGACUCCAUCUCCUUCCAUCAUUUGCUGGUUUAUAGCUUCAAAGCUCACAUAAGAGAUUGAGACCCAUCAUCUCCUUCAAAUCUUCGCCGUCCACUUCGUUGACUUUAGCAACCUCAAAGUCAAUGCUCUCACGAAUCGCGGACUAAUUGUUAAACCAUGAACCAGAGGAUCGGAACCUCUUUGAUCCGGUAGCCAUUGAUGACCUAGCAGACAGAGCGAAACAAAAAACAGAAGGUUACGAGGACCAAUACCCACUGCUUCUUUCUUUCUCACUUGGAAAGGGAAGAAAGCGAAAACCAAAAAAGAACAGGAAAACGAAAUUGAAAAACCCUAGUGUCAUGAUCACAUGUUCUCGCGUCUAUGGUAGGAGAUACAAUGAUCAACACAGCCAACGGUAUGAUUUCGGCAUCAUCGUCAUCGGCGAACGCGCAAUCACCGGGUCUUAAGACCUAUUUCAAGACUCCAGAAGGGAGAUACAAGCUUCACUACGAGAAGACCCAUCCUUCUGGUCUCCUUCACUAUGCCCAUGGAAAAACCGUUACACAGGUUACUCUAGCUCAUCUCAAGGACAAGCCAGCACCACCAACCCCGCCAGCCCCACCUUCAAGCUUCAGUACAAGCAGUGGAUUACGAUCCGCCACAGCGAGGUUGUUGGGUGCUGGUAAUGGGAGUCGUGCACUUAGCUUUGUUGGAGGAAAUGGUGGAAGUAAAAGUAUCAGUAGUAGUGCUAGUAGGAUUGGUUCAUUGGGUGCUUCCAGCUCAAGUAAUUCAAUUACUAACACAAAUUUUGAUGGGAAAGGGACUUACAUAAUCUUUAAUGUGGGUGAUGCUAUCUUUAUAAGCGAUUUGAAAUCACAAGAUAAGGAUCCAAUAAAGUCUAUCCAUUUCAGUAAUGCAAACCCAGUGUGCCAUGCAUUUGAUCAGGAUGCGAAGGAUGGGCAUGAUUUGCUUAUUGGACUGAACUCUGGUGAUGUCUACUCCGUGUCAUUGAGACAGCAAUUACAGGACGUUGGAAAGAAGCUCGUUGGGGCACAACAUUAUAACAAAGAUGGUUCUGUUAGUAACAGUCGUUGUACUGGUGUUGCAUGGGUACCUGGAGGGGAUGGUGCUUUUGUUGUUGCUCAUGCCGAUGGAAAUUUGUAUGUUUAUGAGAAGAACAAGGAUGGUGCUGGUGAUUCUUCCUUCCCUGUAAUAAAGGAUCCAACUCAGUUUUCUGUUGCUCAUGCACGUUACAGUAAGAGUAAUCCAAUUUCCAGAUGGCACAUUUGCCAAGGUUCAAUUAAUAGCAUUGCUUUCUCAACUGAUGGGGCGUACUUGGCCACCGUUGGAAGAGAUGGUUAUCUAAGAGUAUUUGACUAUUCAAAAGAACAACUUACUUGUGGUGGCAAAAGCUAUUAUGGUGCUCUACUGUGUUGUGCAUGGAGUUCUGAUGGAAAAUACAUUCUUACUGGAGGUGAAGAUGACUUGGUUCAAGUUUGGAGUAUGGAAGAUCGAAAAGUUGUAGCGUGGGGUGAGGGCCACAAUUCAUGGGUUAGUGGGGUGGCUUUCGAUUCAUAUUGGUCUUCACCAAAUUCAGAUGGCACAGAAGAGACUGUCAUGUACCGGUUUGGUUCCGUUGGUCAGGAUACUCAGUUACUACUAUGGGACCUCGAGAUGGAUGAGAUUGUAGUGCCAUUGCGUCGAUACCCCCUGGGUGGAUCUCCUACGUACAGUGCAGGAAGUCAGUCAUCUCACUGGGAUAACAUAAUCCCUGUGGGUACUCUGCAGCCUGCCCCAAGCAUGCGAGAUGUUCCAAAGUUAUCUCCGGUUGUUGCUCACCGAGUUCACACUGAACCCCUCUCUGGCUUGAUAUUUACGCAGGAAUCUGUUCUUACUGUUUGUCGGGAGGGGCAUAUAAAAAUCUGGAUGAGACCUGGGGUUGCAGACAGUCAAUCAGGCAGCUCUGAGUCAGUCUUGAGUACAAGUUCAAAGGAUAAAUCAUUGCUGUCAAGCAAGGUUGGGAGUUCAAGUUACAAGCAAUGAAAAAAUUGUCAUCACAUCAGGUGCUUGGUGAAACAAAGCUCUGCUUGUCCUGGAAUUGGAUUUCUAUUUACCAGUGUGGCAAUUCUAUCUCAUUACUAUUCUGUUGGUUUCCUCGGAAACAAAGCGUGAGAAUGAUCGGAGUUCAUUGGGUUUUAACCAAGUGGAUGCAUUGUAAAUGGAGGGAUGAGAGCAUAGUGUUGACGGCAGUAAAGAGGCACAGAAGGAGGGGAGAAUCUCUUUUGUAAUUAGAAAACGGCUCUGUUACUGGAAUAUAUGAAAUGAUAGUGACCAGAAUAACAUGAAGUUGAUCCUUUAAGAUGAUGUUUCUUGGAGGUUUGGCUGUUUGUUAUGCAUUGUUAGAAUAUUAGCAUAUCAUUUUUGUUGGAUCAUGUUAAAAAUUUACAGAUUCAUGCAGGUGGGAAGAUGAAUAUUUUGUUUUCUGGGGAGAUGGACAAGUUUUGCGGUGGAUUUUUGAUGUGUUAAUUGGUUUGAACAUAGAGAUCUACGUUUUGUUAGGAUGCAAA
This is a messenger RNA of Carica papaya (papaya), 2640 nucleotides long. RefSeq names its product putative catabolite repression protein creC. Lineage: Eukaryota; Viridiplantae; Streptophyta; Magnoliopsida; Brassicales; Caricaceae. The record is from RefSeq and is a predicted model, not a curated record. Gene Ontology annotation, molecular function: protein binding.